Brassica rapa (field mustard) is the source of this 444-nucleotide messenger RNA. Its product is annotated as protein STRICTOSIDINE SYNTHASE-LIKE 10. NCBI's taxonomy places the organism in Eukaryota, Viridiplantae, Streptophyta, Magnoliopsida, Brassicales, Brassicaceae. The record is from RefSeq and is a predicted model, not a curated record. Gene Ontology annotation, cellular component: endomembrane system. Gene Ontology annotation, molecular function: hydrolase activity.
AUGUGCGUUCGUCCUUCUGCGCCAGAGUUGGAGCAUGUGUGUGGAAGGCCAUUAGGUUUGCGUUUCGAUAAAAAAACCAGUGAUCUUUACAUAGCGGAUGCCUAUUUUGGCCUUCUUGUUGUGGACCUGCGGGUACAAGCACUAGAAACAAGGCAAUUCUUGGCUGCUGUUUUGGACGUGGACAAGACAGGAAGGAGCCCAAGCAGUGUUUGCUCCGCUUCCGGGUUUCCCAGACAACAUCAGAAGAAACUCAAAUGGAGAAUUCUGGGUCGCUUAAGAAAUGCCUUUUCGCGAAACUCUCACUCACUCAAGACUUGGUUCAGAGAUUCGGUGCUGAGACUUCCAAUCAGUGGAGGAAGACCUCAUGCAACAGCUUUGAAGCUGAGUGAAUCAGGAGAAGUUUUAGAGGUCUUUGAGGAUAAAGAAGGAAAGAGAUUGAGUUGA